AUGAAAACAAGAAGCUCCACAAUAAGCUGAAAAAGAGAGUUUGCAAUUAAAUCAUUUAUAUUCUGAAAUGGAUCAAACUUAUGUGCAAAGGACAGUAUGAACAUGAAAGAGAUUUUCAUCAUUUUGCUGAAUCUGUCUUUGGUCUUCAGUGACCAAGCCAUUAAUGGUAGUGUCCCAAUGAAGAGCUUGAGCUGCUACAAUGACUACAGCUCACAGGUGACGUGCAAAUGGAAAGAGCAUAUAAAGGCUCAUGCCCUCCUUGGUAUGACACUUUACCAAAGGGAUAGUGUUCAGAACGAGAGCAAGGAGAUGCUUUGCAAACGUGAGACAGAAAGUGCCUUACCUGAGACUUCAGACUCCUACAUCCUCUGGGUUUGUCGGAAAACUGUAGGAUAUUUUGGAAUAGGGAUAAAGGAUAUUUACAGCUUCAAACCUAACAAGACUCUUGAAACACAACUAAAUGUUCAUCUUUUCCAAAAUGUUCAGCCCCUCCCGCCGCAAAACCUCUCAGUCAGAGAGAGUUCAGGAGACUUCUUGCUGACCUGGACAGCAGCUGAAGGAAGCCAAGGGCUGGGCAAUGCACUGGAGUAUGAAGUCACUUACAAGCGGGAGUGGGAGUCCUGGGAGAAGGCUGUAUCGCGCUUGCUCUCCAACACCACACGUUGCCACCUCAGCCACCUCGUGCCAGGGAGCCGAUACGUUGCCCGUGUGCGAGCCAGAGCGGAGCAGGCCAGAGGCUUCUCUGGGCCGUUCAGCGAGUGGAGCACGGAUGUGUCCUGGGAGACCCCCGAAGGUAGCGAACACAUUCAGCCCAGGAACCUUCGCUGCCUCUUCAAUGGUGCAAAUCUUCUGACGUGCAGCUGGGAAGUGAAGAAGCUGAUCACCACCUCUGUCAUCUUUGGCUUGUUCUUCAGGGCCACUCCAGCAUCCGCGGAAGAGGAGUGCUCUCCCGUGUACGAGAAGGCCUUGCCCCACAUCCCCUAUGUGGUGCAGAGCUGUGCGAUCCCUGUUAGCAACAUCAGCAGUCAGAGCCGGUACCACGUGUCUGUCCGGACCAAGACGGAGGAGAAACUGAUUGAAGCCUACAAGAACAUUAAGGUCCUACCACCUGCAAAUGUGUCUGUGAAAGCGACAGAGAACCAGGAGUAUGAACUAAGGUGGAUAAAACACACUUUUCAGUACGACUUCAUAAAACAGAAAUACCAAGUCCAGUACUGGAAACACAACCAGUAUGAUGAGGCCCCGCAGAUAUUAAAUAUCAGCAAUGAUGAACCUCCCUUCAUCUUCACCCUGCAGAUGCUGUCACCGUCUACAAAAUAUAGGGGAAAAAUGCGUGCAAGGGUGAAUAGUCUAGACUACCAGAGCAGUUGGAGUGAAUGGAGUGAGGAGUUCAGCUGGGAAACUGAGAAUGUUCUGUCACCAGUGCUUCUACCAGUGAUGCUGCCAGUUCUCAUCAUCACUUUGCUAAUAAUUGCUUCUUACAGCUAUAAGUAUUUCCUCAGGCAGAAGAAACUGUGGGAGGAAAAGAUUCCGAACCCCAGCAAGAGUCUGCUGAUCCAGAGCUACUUGGAGAAAGUGCAUCUAGGAAACUGGCUGACAAACAGCCAGCUGGACUUCAAAUACAACCUUCCAGAGAAGAUGGAUCAGCCUAGCUUUCUUCAAGUUGUGGACAGGCAGAUGAAGACUUCGGCAGAGUCCCCUGAAGGGCAGGCUGGAAAGACAGAAGUUUCUCCUACUGCACUGGACCUACAGAAUCCAUACCAUGCUUUAAAUGUGACAGAGCGUGCCCCAGUUGUCUGCCUAAGUCGGACUGCUGGUCGUUCCUUUUCUGUUUCAAGGAGAAACAGUGCUGAUGCAAGUACUGCUUCCCAGACAGCAAUCACUUCCUUUGCUUUCAAUGGUCCAUACUUGUACAGCCCAGUGACGUCCUCCCAGCCUGAGAUGCAUCAGCCCCUGGAUGUGACCCCGAAUCCAGUGGGAAACCAAGAGAAAUCAGUGUCCCUACAGUAUGUGACCCUCCCAAAUGAAGUCUGUCCCCAGGCUCCACGAAGACAAGAGCAGCCAGGAGCAGGUCCUCAGCAGCCUUUCCUGCUCCCAGAUCAGAAGGAAACAAUGCAGCACCUCAAUGAUGAGAAAGAAGUCUCACCACUCCCCCCAGCCGGUGGGCAAGGCACGAAUGUGAAACCAGAAGAGCAGAAAUCUCCAAAGGCUCUUGGCUGUGCCCCGUCCCUUCAGCAGUGCCCCUCAGAGUAUAUUGCCACAGACAGCCUGUUACUGCCAUCAGCCAGUGACUCCACACAUCCGCCACUUGCCACUGCUGGGGAGUUGCCUUGUGACCCACAGGAGCCCCAGCUCCCCAGUGACCGCUCUUGCCAUGAGUUUGCUCCUGGGAAAUCUGGUGUCACGGUCCCAGUUUCAGGUCAAGCCCCAGUCUUUUUUCCUGAAUCUCACCUGAAUGCAUUUGGGGACUACCUUGUUGUCCCUUCAGGUCUCCAUGGACCUUCAGAACCCACAAAGAUUUCUUUGCCUGUCCUACAGAAAGGAAGCACUCUUCCUAAUGAGCUGCCUUUGUCGGAGGGUAAUUUGGUGGUGUUAAACCCUGACAGCACUGAGCCAGUUUUCCUUUGCCAGGUUGGUGACUAUUGCUUCCACAGCCUGAAGUCCAGUGAGAAAGUGCAUAUGAGCCAGGAAGACCCCCAAGUCAAGAAACCUAAUGAAGCCAGGACAGCACCCGGGAAACCUCUAUCUGAUGAUGAAUCGAACACUGGCAAGAAAGAAGAUGUGUCAAAAAUGCAGGCUAUUCAGCUUUUCAAAAGCCUGAAAUCAGAUGAUUACUUUUCCUGGCAACAAUCUCUGAGGAUCAGAGAAAUCUGUUAA
Molecule: messenger RNA, 2877 nt
Organism: Cygnus atratus (black swan)
Lineage: Eukaryota; Metazoa; Chordata; Aves; Anseriformes; Anatidae
Product: cytokine receptor common subunit beta-like
Biological process (GO): immunoglobulin mediated immune response; cytokine-mediated signaling pathway
Cellular component (GO): external side of plasma membrane
Molecular function (GO): cytokine receptor activity; protein binding
Source: RefSeq, a predicted model, not a curated record